AUGGUCGAUCCUGUCCUCAUGCCACCAAGAUGCUGGGUAAAGGGCUGCGAGCCCCCAGAUCGACAUCCUCGAGAUGCAGCGGAUCUGCGGCCUAGGACGGCAGAGGGUCGGGAUCGACCCCAGCGUAAGGGGAAAGCCGAUGCUGUGCUGCAACGACACAGGUUGAAGCUUGAGUCUACCGUGCCGACAAACAACGCGCACCGCAGUCGGGCCCAGCAUCGGGCACAUUGCAUCCGAAAGCGAGAUCAGGAGGCAUUUGUUGAGGCAGUUCGCUUCGAGCAAGGUCACUUUGAAGGACGUUUCGCAGAUCCAAUGAUCAAGAAUUCGGGGUUGCUGAACGAGGAAAUGCUGGGUGCAACCCAUGCAAUUGGAGAGGUUGAUGAUGUCACUGUACCAGAUGACCCUCCGCAGCUAGCUUGGGAUCUGCAGGCAGGAGAGAGCUACUCCGCCAUGGCGACCCAGAUUUUCCUUGGUCUCGACCAGGCAAUGCGUGACCACCAUGCUCGAUUACCUCACCUUUUCAAGGCCGUAAAUCGUGGCGUGCCAGGCAUUCUUGAGCCGGCUGAGUUUCUGGAGGGGUUGCAGAGACUUCACAUCGUGGAGAGGGGUCAGGUGUCCAUCCAACAGCUUGUUGAGGUGAUGUACGACCUGGAUCCCGACUUUGAUGGCCGCGUUAUCUUAUCGCAUGUGCGAAAAUGCAUAGCUGCUACCCGGGCUUUACACAUGCCGACGAGCACUGGCGCUUUGGAGAACGACGUCACAAACCCAGUGCCUACGGACGCUUACUGUCGUCAAAGAGUGCCUGUGGAGAAAGUCGUAGUGGAACGCCAGCCAAAGUCCCUAUGGGAUUUUGAGCGCUCAUACGAGAGAUUCCGAAAUCAGCAACAUGAGUUGCUGGUUAUACAUAAUGAGAGAGAUCCGAAAGUUUCGGUGACCGCCUAA
Messenger RNA from Symbiodinium pilosum, 942 nucleotides. The record is from the annotation of a GenBank genome assembly. Lineage: Eukaryota; Dinophyceae; Suessiales; Symbiodiniaceae.